AAAAGGAGGAUGUGUCCUGUCUGAUUACUCACACAAACACACCCGUACAUGACUGGCUGUGUUUGUGAACGCCAAAGAAAAGGAAAGGACCCUCCAUCUACACAUCGCUGCUGAAGCCUUGAUCUGAAAUUUGUUGUAUUUCAGUGAUAACAUGGAUUUUGAAGAGUUUCGGCGUAGAGGGAAGGAAAUGGUGGACUAUGUGGCCGACUAUCUCGAGAACAUAGAACAGCGACCAGUGUACCCAGAUGUGCAACCAGGGUACCUUCGUACUUUGGUCCCUACUGAAGCUCCAGAAGAGCCGGAGAAAUACGAAGACGUUUUAAAAGAUGUGGAAAGGGUUAUUAUGCCGGGGAUCACUCACUGGCACAGUCCGUACUUCUACGCCUACUUUCCAACAUCUUCCUCAUUCCCUGCCAUGUUGGCUGACAUGUUGUGUACAGGCAUUGGCUGUAUUGGAUUCUCCUGGGCUGCCAGUCCAGCCUGCACAGAGCUGGAGACAGUCAUGUUAGAUUGGCUCGGAAAGAUGCUGAAACUACCGGAGUGUUUUAUUGCUGGUACUCAAGGCUGUGGAGGAGGCGUCAUCCAGGGCACAGCCAGCGAGGCAACGCUGAUGUCGUUACUUGCUGCUCGCUGUAAAGCAAUCAGAAGGGUCCAGUCCGUGAACCCGGAAUUAUCAGAGGCUGAAAUUUUCUCCAAACUGGUGGCGUACACCUCUGAGCAAGCUCAUUCCUCGGUGGAGCGAGCUGGACUGAUUGGAGGUGUGAUGAUGAAAAAAGUCCCAACUGACAACAAAUUUUCUCUCAGAGGGGACAUGCUAAGGAAGAUGAUAGAUGAAGACAAGGCAGCUGGACUCAUUCCUUUCUAUUUAUGUGCCACUCUUGGGACCACUUCAUCCUGUUCUUUUGAUAACCUCCUGGAGCUCGGGCCCAUAUGUAAUGACGAACUUAUGUGGAUGCACAUUGAUGCAGCAUACGCCGGGAGUGCAUUCAUUUGCCCUGAAUUUAGGCCAUUGCUGAAUGGUGUUGAGUUUGCUGACUCUUUCAACUUCAACCCACACAAAUGGCUUUUAGUCAACUUUGACUGCUCUGCAAUGUGGGUGAAGAGGAGAACAGACAUUAUUGGAGCGUUCAAGAUGGAGCCAGUCUACCUGAAGCAUGAUAACCAGGAAUCAGGACUCGUCACAGAUUACAGGCAUUGGCAGAUUCCACUCGGAAGAAGGUUUCGCUCACUGAAGCUGUGGUUUGUCUUCCGCAUGUUUGGACUCAAAGGGUUGCAGGAUCAUAUACGCAAGCAAGUGGCUCUGGCAAAAGAGUUUGAAAGUCUGGUGCGAGCAGACAAGAGGUUUGAGAUCUGUUCUGAGGUUGUACUGGGACUGGUCUGUUUCAGGCUCAGGGGCUCCAAUGAGCUAAACGAGGCCUUGCUGAAGAGGAUCACCAGUAGCAGAGAGAUCCACCUGGUGCCUUGCCAGCUCGCCGGCACCUUCGUCCUUCGCUUCGCGGUCUGUUCUCGCGCUACUGAGUCCCACCACAUCCAACAAGCCUGGAAACACAUCACACAGUUAACCUUUGAGCUCCUGCAGGAACGUGUAAACUGACCCACAGGCUCAUCCCAGCCUCUGUUUUCCACACAAAUUACUGAAUUAUGACCAAAGUUAGAACAAAAAUCAUUGUUGCAGAUAUUGAAAUGCCAUAAAGGGAAUGAAAAAAAAUGAUUAAUAGCAUACUUGCGAGCUUACUUAUCUGCAACUUAAUUUCACAUCAUUUACUCCAAAACUAUGAUUUAAAGCUUAAAUUUUUUUUUUUUAAGUUCUGCAAUUAAUGUGCUGCAGAUUGUGUGUGUCUGUGCAAAUUUUCGUGGCUGCACAUGCUAUAAAACAGUUUUUGUGUGUUUGUUUAUCGUACACAAAAGUCAAGGCUUCCAAAUGUCAAAUCUUUUACAUCACUGCUUUGUUUUUUUUUUUGUUUUUUUACCUUAUGUAGAGAUAACAAUGACAUAGCUUCCAGUGAGUGAAGGUAAAUCCCUAAAAAAGUGCAUUAUUUAUUUAUGACCUUAUUACCAACAGAAUCCAGAUUUAAUAUAUUAUGAUUAAUAUUCUAGGCACUAGCUUCUCAUUGAUUUUCUUUUACAGAGUUUCUGUCUCUAUAAUAUAGUGUCUUAUACACAGUGGGAAAGUAUUUUCAGAAAGUCCAAACCAUCAUUUUCUGAUUGUAAAUCAGAAAGAUGAGAAUUAGUUUGUUAGUUUUUUUUUUUUUUUUUCUUUCUUCGUUUUUGGGUGCUUGUAAGGUAAUUUUUUUUAAGCAUUGCAUCAUGUAGCUAAAUAUCCUUCAAUUGCUCCAGUUUAGUCUCAUAAUAUACAGUAUUUUUAACUCUUGACCCCAUGAUCUCAGAUCCAGGACCAAGCACUGCCUCUCCAGGUCCACACAUGUUGUCUUUAAACUGUGGAGAUUGUUGUCUGUCAGGAAGACGUGUAAACCAUGGGUGUAAUGUCACCACAUCUUGUUGUUAAAUGUCAAAGUUGACUGCUGUAACUGACCAUGCUGUUUUGUUUUGUUUUUUUAAUCAUUUGUUUGUUUUUUAUUUCUUUUUGGCUUGGCUGUGUGCUGCAUGCAGAUGGUGUGGCGUCAUUUUAAUAAAGUCUGUAGUCGGCAAAGCA
Sphaeramia orbicularis (orbiculate cardinalfish) is the source of this 2653-nucleotide messenger RNA. RefSeq names its product dopa decarboxylase (gene ddc). The record is from RefSeq and is a predicted model, not a curated record. Lineage: Eukaryota; Metazoa; Chordata; Actinopteri; Kurtiformes; Apogonidae. Gene Ontology annotation, molecular function: pyridoxal phosphate binding; aromatic-L-amino-acid decarboxylase activity. Gene Ontology annotation, cellular component: cytoplasm. Bases 152 to 1594 code for a protein of 480 amino acids. The transcript is spliced from 14 exons. Gene Ontology annotation, biological process: amino acid metabolic process; carboxylic acid metabolic process; serotonin biosynthetic process.